Hirundo rustica (Barn swallow) is the source of this 1575-nucleotide messenger RNA. RefSeq names its product centromere protein H (gene CENPH). Gene Ontology annotation, molecular function: kinetochore binding. The record is from RefSeq and is a predicted model, not a curated record. Gene Ontology annotation, cellular component: kinetochore; nucleus. The coding region runs from base 2 to 742 and encodes 246 amino acids. Gene Ontology annotation, biological process: mitotic spindle organization; chromosome segregation; kinetochore assembly. NCBI's taxonomy places the organism in Eukaryota, Metazoa, Chordata, Aves, Passeriformes, Hirundinidae. The transcript is spliced from 9 exons.
CAUGGGCACUGGCACGGCCCCGGGCAUCCGCACGGGCAUGGCCCCGAGCACGGGCACGGCCACGGCCACGGCCCCGGACCGCAUCGGCGACCCCCGCGACGUGGAUGUCCUCAGCCUGCUCCGCCUGAGGGACCAAAUGAAGGAACAGCUCGAGGAGUACAACAGCGCCGUUCUUGCCAAUCAAGAAACUUUUAUUGAUCAAUUGAAGAUUAAUGCUAUUGAAGAAAAUUUUGUCACGAGUGCCAUGAAAGAUUUGCAAAGAAGUAUAGAGGAAGUAAAAGUCUCCUUCCAGAAUAAGAACUUGGCCUUGCAAAGGGUCCAAAUUAUGGAUGCCCUGAGAAACAAAUUGGAACAAGAUGAUGAGGACUCACGUCUGAUCCUCGAAACCAUGAAACAGAUAGGAUUGCUCAGCCGGACAAUAAUUGAGUAUCAGCAGCAAGCAGAUCAGAAGGAACAGCAGAUGACUGACAUGAGAAGGAAAAGGCUCUCUCUAAAAGCAGAUGAAAGACAGAAAUUACAGCAAAUUCAGACCGUGAUGAAAAGGCAAAAGAAGAAACAAGCAAGUGUGAAUGUCACUGGAAGAGCGAACAGGCUUAAAAAAUUAGAACGAGAAAGACAGAUGACUUCAAUAAUUCAAAAUGUGUUCCAGAACAUCAUAAUUGGAAGCAGAGUUAACUGGGCAAAAGAUCCAUCUUUAAAGGCAAUUGUUCUACGGCUUGAAAAAAGUUCCUAUCUUCAGUAAGCCAGGAGAUGGAUAUGUUUAUUUUAUUCAGUGUGUGCAUUUUAAUUAAACUUGAUAGGUUAUAUGUAUCUCAAAAACACACUUCAAGAAUUUUAACAUUUGACCCUUCUGAAAAGUGUCAUUCCCUCUAGAGAAUUAGAAUGUGUCCAAGCAAUUCUUUUAAAUUAAAUUUAUCUUCUGGUAGACAACAAACCUUUGAAUGGCUAGUAGAACUGAUGAAGUGAAACUACCUGAAGACUCACUUCUCAAGCUGUCCAGUCUCAAGUGCCUCUGAAAGGCAGCAAUAACACAAGAAAGGUUUCAUCAAGAAGUGGACUUAAACUGAGGCUUUGCUGUAUGCCUCUCCCAAGAACCAACAGGCCGUGGAGCUCAAGCAAGAUGCAUGACCUUCCUCUGUUCCUCUCAAAAGCUCACUCUGGAAAAUUUAUUAGCAAGUCUUCAAUUGAGGUUAUUUUUGUUUUUAAUUGAGAUUGUGUUUGUUUUUAAUUAUGUACGAUUUUAUGACUUUUUACAUGCAUUAUGUGUAAACACCAGAAAUUUUCUGCUUGUCACCAGUGGCUUUUGUUUGCAAAGGUGACUGCAUACUGUUGACCGUGCAGCUAGGCAAUGUCUAAUUACAUGUCUUCACUAGCAUUUGCACCUUUUUCCUUGUUGUUGUUCAUUUGAAAGAAAUGUUUUGAAGAUGUUUUAAAGAAAUUGACUAUUGCAUCAUAGGACAUUUUGGGAGCGUAUAGUGUCCCUUGUCUCGGUGUGUGACUUUUAACUUGGUGAGUGAUCAUUAGCUAUUUUUUUUUAACCUUGUGCCUUGAAUAAAUAAUAAAAGUCCUGCUUUU